CGUGUCUUCCUGCACAGGUCCAACAAAGUUUGAAGGCGGUGAAAUCUGUAAAACGUCUUUCUGAUUUUACACCAGAAUCAGUCUGUUCUGCUUCUCUUUUUCCCUGAGGCAUGUCUCAGGACAGUCAGCAUGGCAAGUGGACCAUCUCCAGCAGUGAUGAUGAUGACGAUGACGAGAAUCUUCCUCCUUCUGGGACCACAGCAUCCGAGUCCCGUCAGACUGCUGAGUCCACUCGCAGCUCUUAUAGGUCUGCCUCUCCAGUGCCGGUAAAAGCAGAACCCGCCAGACCUCCAGAGGUUUCUCUCGCCGUCGGCUCUGAGGCCAGACAGUCGGCUGCGAGGAACCAGUUAAAUCCAGUCAAGCCUGAAAGCAGCCCCUCGCCGGCUAGGAAGAGGAAGAAGAAAGAAGUGUCAGACGGCACAGGCUGGGCUCUCUCAGACAGUGAUGGAGAUGAUGGAGAUGUGAAAAAGAACAAUCCGGACAACCCGCAGACAAAAAAGCCAAAAGUGGAGCUUGAGCGUCCUCCGAGUCCUCACGGCCGGCUGUACUACCUGGAUGAGCCCGACGACUUCUUCGAGUCCAGCGUUCCUCCUCUGAAAGACACCUACAGGUUCUACCUCAACAAAGUCACGGGACUGAACAGGAAGUACAACACUGGAGCUCUGCACAUCAGAGAUAUUCUCUCUCCAUUAUUUGGCACACUGAAAGAGUCUGUUCAGUUUAACUACUGCUUCGAUAUCCCUUGGAUGGUAAAGCAGUACCCACCAGAGUUCAGGGACCAUCCCGUUCUUAUCGUCCAUGGAGAUAAGAGGGAGGCCAAAGCACGACUGCUGCAACAAGCGCUGCCCUUUUCACACGUCCGCUUCUGCCAGGCCAAGUUGGACAUUGCUUUUGGAACUCACCACACGAAGAUGAUGUUGCUGUGGUACGAGGAAGGCUUCCGAGUCAUCAUUCUCACCUCCAACAUGAUCAGAGCUGACUGGUACCAGAAGACACAAGGGAUGUGGAUGAGCCCUCUCUUUCCACGGUUACCAGAGGGGAGCAGUCCAAGUGCAGGCGAGUCGCCCACCUUCUUCAAGCGGGACCUGCUGGACUACCUGGCGUCGUAUCGUGCACAAGAACUUGAAGAGUGGAUCCAACGGAUCAAAGAACACGACCUGUCAGAGACGAGAGUUUAUUUGGUCGCUUCGACUCCAGGGAGGUAUGUCGGUUCAGACAUGGAGCUCUGGGGCCACCUGAGGCUGAGAAAGUUGUUGCAUGAGCACACAAAUCCAAUUCCUGGUGAAGAAAGGUGGCCUGUGAUUGGCCAGUUCUCCAGCAUUGGCUCCAUGGGAGCAGAUAAGACCAAAUGGUUGGCGGCAGAGUUUCAGCGCACCCUGACCACACUUGGGAAAUCCUCUCUUCGCCCAGAUCCUCCCAUGCAUUUGCUUUAUCCUUCAGUGGAUGAUGUGAGGCUGAGUUUAGAGGGCUACCCAGCUGGCGGCUCUCUUCCUUACAGCAUCCAGACAGCUCAGAAACAGCUCUGGCUCCACUCCUACUUCCAUCGCUGGAAGGCAAAUUGCACAGGGAGGAGUCACGCCAUGCCGCACAUCAAAACGUAUAUGAGGGUUUCACCAGAUUUCACACAACUCGCUUGGUUCCUUGUCACAAGUGCUAACCUGUCCAAGGCAGCAUGGGGCGCACUGGAGAAGAACAACACUCAGGUGAUGGUGCGUUCAUACGAGCUGGGAGUCCUCUACGUACCGUCAGCUUUUAACAUGAAGACGUUCCCCGUUGAUAAAAAUCCAUUUCCUGUCACGUCUUCCACCUCUGGUUUCCUGGUGCCCUUUGACCUCCCUCCUGCAAGGUAUUCUUCCAAAG
Austrofundulus limnaeus is the source of this 1860-nucleotide messenger RNA. It is a transcript of the gene tdp1, whose product is annotated as tyrosyl-DNA phosphodiesterase 1. The record is from RefSeq and is a predicted model, not a curated record. Gene Ontology annotation, biological process: DNA repair. Gene Ontology annotation, cellular component: nucleus. NCBI's taxonomy places the organism in Eukaryota, Metazoa, Chordata, Actinopteri, Cyprinodontiformes, Rivulidae. Gene Ontology annotation, molecular function: single-stranded DNA binding; 3'-tyrosyl-DNA phosphodiesterase activity; double-stranded DNA binding.